GAGAGAAGCCGCCGUUGUAGUCUCAGAAUAAGAAACAGGCAAUGGCGAGGAUUAAGGUCCAUGAGUUGAGGCAGAAAUCGAAGACCGAUCUUUUGGCUCAGUUGAAAGAUCUCAAAGCAGAACUUGCUCUUCUUCGCGUUGCCAAGGUUACCGGCGGUGCACCUAACAAGCUUUCGAAGAUCAAGGUGGUGAGGCUGUCCAUUGCUCAGGUAUUGACAGUAAUCUCACAGAAGCAGAAGGCUGCACUGAGGGAAGCAUAUAAGAAGAAGAAGUUCUUGCCCCUUGAUCUGCGUCCCAAGAAGACCCGAGCCAUCCGCAGAAGGCUUACCAAGCACCAGGCAUCAUUGAAGACCGAAAGGGAGAAGAAGAAGGAAAUGUACUUCCCAAUGAGGAAGUAUGCCAUUAAGGUGUAGGGUAGGCACUCUCAUUCACAUUUCAAUAGUCCUCUACUUUCUAGUCAUUUUGUUCGUAAAACCCGAGUUGUGAUUUCGUUCGGUUUUAGCGUCUGUGAACUUUUUAUCCAUUGUCAAAAACCAAGAUUCUGAUCUUUCUAAUCAAGUGGUAAUUGAUGGAUUUUUGCA
This is a messenger RNA of Hibiscus syriacus, 581 nucleotides long. RefSeq names its product 60S ribosomal protein L35-like. NCBI's taxonomy places the organism in Eukaryota, Viridiplantae, Streptophyta, Magnoliopsida, Malvales, Malvaceae. Gene Ontology annotation, biological process: translation; maturation of LSU-rRNA from tricistronic rRNA transcript (SSU-rRNA, 5.8S rRNA, LSU-rRNA). Gene Ontology annotation, molecular function: mRNA binding; structural constituent of ribosome. The record is from RefSeq and is a predicted model, not a curated record. The transcript has 4 exons. Gene Ontology annotation, cellular component: ribosome; cytosolic large ribosomal subunit. The coding region runs from base 42 to 413 and encodes 123 amino acids.